GCCUCGCCGGCCUUUGUGCUGCCGCCGCCGCAGGAGGCCGUCAAGCGAACGCUGCAGUCGGACGGGCAUGCCCCCGACCUCGCCGCCGACGACGACGAGGGGCCUUUCUGCUGCUUUGCGGCGACGGACGUGGCGAACGUGUGCGCCACCUGCGUCGCAAGGCCCAAGCGCGGCGGCUUCUGCGCCUCGUCCAGCGCCAGCUGCGGCCAGUGCGUCGCCUCGAGCCUCGCGGCCUGGUGCCUGGGGCCCUCCUCGCCCGCCUUCGUGCUCGGGGACCCCGCCUGGGCGCCGCGCAACGGCACGCCGCGCGCCCCCGGCCUCGCCGACGCGGCGGCGCUGGCGCAGAAGGCGGCCGCAGGCCGCUCGGCGCCCGCGGCGGGGCCCUCCGCGGCGGCCGCCCGCGCGGCGCGGCCCUGGAGGCGCUCACCGGCGGGGCGGUGGGCGCGGAGCUCGCCGCGUGCUGAGCCGCCCGGCGGCGCGCUCCUCGCGCGCGGGGUCGCGGGGCCUCCCGCAGCACGGCGAGGCCUGCAGAGUGUCCACCGCGUAACUCGGGGGCCCAAACGGGAGUUAGCCUGUACCGCAGCACUCCCGUAUAGUUUCGGGCGUCCAAUUUCGCCCUUCCGUCGCGUGGUGCAAGAGUGGGCGCCCGAAGAAGAAAACCAGUGCAACCAGCACGAAUUGUCGGAGGUCCGCGCGGAUUUCUUGGAUCGGCGCUGA
Messenger RNA from Prorocentrum cordatum, 717 nucleotides. Lineage: Eukaryota; Dinophyceae; Prorocentrales; Prorocentraceae. The record is from the annotation of a GenBank genome assembly.